Messenger RNA from Phytophthora sojae, 252 nucleotides. RefSeq lists its product as hypothetical. The record is from RefSeq and is a predicted model, not a curated record. Lineage: Eukaryota; Oomycota; Peronosporomycetes; Peronosporales; Peronosporaceae. The transcript is spliced from 2 exons. Bases 1 to 252 code for a protein of 83 amino acids.
AUGUGCAAUCCCAUCGAAGGCUGCUUCAGCACCUUGAAAGCACGCAUCAAAGCUUACCUUGCGCUCAGCCACGAAGAGAUGAUGAAUGUUCCCUACGGUCAGAAGACCGAGCUGCGAAUGCAGCUACUCGAGAAGGCAGCCGAGCAUGCGAUGCCAUGUAUGGACCUCCGUCUGGCCAAUAAAAUGGCUCGCCACUGUGCGCUGUCCGUGGCGGCCGCGAUCCGCGGCGAGCCCAUGGAGUACGGGACUUAG